AUGCUCGCCACCGUCUCUUCCCUCACCUGCACCGCUCCCAGAGCCACCCCCGCCCUCAGAUCAGCAGCCAUGGCAUCCCUCAGGACAAAGCACACCUUGCCCGAUCUCCCCUACGCCUACGACGCCCUCGAGCCCUCCGUCUCGGCAGAGAUCAUGAACCUCCACCACACCAAGCACCACCAGACCUACGUCAACGGCCUCAACGCUGCCGAGGAGUCUCUUUCCAAGCUUACCAGCGAGGGAGACGUCAAGGGCGCUAUCGCUCUCCAGCCUGCCCUCAAGUUCAACGGUGGUGGCCAUAUUAACCACUCUCUUUUCUGGAAGAACCUCGCUCCCCACGGUUCCGCCGAGGCCAAGUUCCCCUCCUCUGGCGCCCUCUACGACCAGGUGCAGGCUGACUUUGGCUCCUUUGACAACCUCAAGAAGGAGCUCAGCACCAAGUCUGCCGGUGUCCAGGGCUCCGGUUGGGGCUGGUUGGGUUUCAACAAGGGUACCAAGAAGCUUGAGGUUGUCACGACUGCCAACCAGGACCCCCUUUUGACCCACGUUCCCAUCAUCGGUAUCGAUGUCUGGGAGCACGCCUUCUACCUUCAAUACAAGAACGUCAAGGCCGACUACCUCUCUGCCAUCUGGGACGUCAUCAACUACAAGGAGGCUGAGGCUCGUCUCAAGGCCGCCCUCUAA
This is a messenger RNA of Cryptococcus wingfieldii CBS 7118, 684 nucleotides long. Its product is annotated as Fe-Mn family superoxide dismutase. Bases 1 to 684 code for a protein of 227 amino acids. NCBI's taxonomy places the organism in Eukaryota, Fungi, Basidiomycota, Tremellomycetes, Tremellales, Cryptococcaceae. The transcript has 5 exons. The record is from RefSeq and is a predicted model, not a curated record. Gene Ontology annotation, biological process: superoxide metabolic process. Gene Ontology annotation, cellular component: mitochondrion. Gene Ontology annotation, molecular function: metal ion binding; superoxide dismutase activity.